Trichogramma pretiosum is the source of this 1295-nucleotide messenger RNA. RefSeq names its product myocilin. The transcript is spliced from 8 exons. Lineage: Eukaryota; Metazoa; Arthropoda; Insecta; Hymenoptera; Trichogrammatidae. Gene Ontology annotation, biological process: signal transduction. The annotation marks the transcript as partial. The record is from RefSeq and is a predicted model, not a curated record.
UUCCACCUUUGGUGAGGGUACGAGCCCAAGUGAUUAAGAUUCGUCAAAACAACAUCGCAACGCUCGAGUGCGAGGUCGAGGCUUAUCCGAAACCCGACAUGCACUGGGAGAGCAGUUACGGCCGGCUGGAUACCAAGCUCGAAAAGUACAAGAUCACGGAGGAGGAGUACAGGCGAGACUACAAGUUCAGGAUCAGAUUGAAAAUCCUCAAGAUGUCCUCUUCGGACUACGGUGUUUACUACUGCGUGGCGAGGAACACCAUCAACACGACACGGGGGAUCAUAAACGUCAGAGACAACAAUGACAAAUCAGUCGAGCCGAAAGGCACCGGCGUCUUCGGCAAGCCAGCCCCACCGAGACCCCAAUACAGAAGUCUCUGCCCGCCCGAAAUUAAUUGCGACAACUGUCCGCGAGCGAAUUGCGGAUACUCGGGCAUAGAGGCGAAACCGUUGACAGGUAUAGGCAUCAAAGGCAUGCCGCCUCGAAUUGCCGAGGGCGUCAUAGGAGCCGUCGGUAUAGCCGUAUUCAAAGGCCAGAUGGAUGACACUUACGGCAUCUGGAUGCAGGACGCGUCGCCCAAAACCGAAGACACGGCCGGCAAGCUCUGGGUGACUCGCAGCACCGACACCUCCUACAUUUACGAGUACGCUCAGAUCGACGACUUCGUGCAGCAGAAGACGCCGAGGGUCAUUAAAUUACCCUAUCCGUUUCAGGGCAACGGUCACAUCGUUCACGACGGAUACUUCUUUUACAACCCGUACAAUCGCUCGUCAAUCGUGCGACUGGAUUUAACGCACUCCGAGGGCACAAUGUACGCCUACGGUAGGCUCGAGCUCGAGCUGCCCAGAUUGCGCGUCAACACGGGCAACUACCUUUAUACGCCCGAGCACAACUUCAAUUACGUCGACUUUGACGUAGACGAGAAUGGACUGUGGGUUAUCUACGGAACACCGAGCAACGGUACCAUCGUCAUGAAAGUCGAUCCGAACGACAUGACAGCCGAGUACGCCUGGGACAUAACCGUCGAUCAUCACAAGUACGGCGAGAUGUUCGUGGCUCGGGGUGUGCUCUAUGCCGUGCACAGCAUUUUCGAUUCUACCAUGAAUAUCAGUUUGGCCAUUGAUCUGUACCUGGGAAAACCGAUGAGCGUCAGCCUGUCUUUUUCAAAUGCCUACCGGAGUGUAACUAUGCUGAGGUACAAUUGCAUGACGAAGGAAUUAUAUGCAUGGGAUAAAGGAUCGUUACUCGCCUACCAGGUUCGCUAUUAAAUGCGUCCUUCAUUUGGACAAAACUGA